AAAAGCAGGAAUGGCUUAUUUAAAUCAUGCUAAUCCUGUGCUAAAGCAAUUGAUUUAAAGUUUGUACGCUUUGUAUAGUUUGUCAUUGGCACUUUUAUUUUGAAAAUUUUCCAGACCUUCGUUACACUUACUGUCAAUGAACUGUAUGAGCUAGCUUCACGCUGCAUUUAGCAACUACAAGUAAGCUGGGCAAAGUUUUCGAAGUGUAAGCAAUGGCCGGACGCAACAGGGUUGUGCAUUUGCUAAGGCAACUUGAAAAUGCUGCGUGUAGCUGCCCUGCACAUUCCCAGACCUUUCACCAAGGUUCAGGGCAUACUUCUUGUGGAAGAACAACAGACUACGCGUUUGAGAUGGCCUGCUCGAACAUUAGGUAUGGAGAAGGUGUUACCAGAGAAAUAGGCAUGGAUCUCCAGAACCUGGGAGCCCGGAAUGUUUGUCUGAUGACGGACAGGAACCUGUCCCGCCUCCCUCCCGUCACGGCGGUGCUGGAGUCCCUGGCCAAGCAUGGGGUCACCUACAAGUUCUAUGACAGGGUGCGGGUGGAGCCCACGGAUGACAGUUUUAAGGACGCCAUAGCUUUUGCAAGGGAAAGCGCUUUCGAUGCUUACAUAGCAGUGGGAGGGGGCUCUGUGAUUGACACCUGUAAAGCGGCCAAUCUCUAUGCCUGCCACCCAGAGGCAGACUUCCUGGACUUUGUGAACGCUCCCAUUGGAAAGGGAAAGCCCGUUACAGGGACAGUGAAACCCCUGAUCGCAGUGCCCACCACGGCUGGAACAGGAAGUGAAACGACAGGAGUCGCCAUUUUUGAUUUUGAAGCUUUGAAAGCAAAAACCGGGAUCGCCAGCAGGGCCAUCAGGCCGAUGCUCGGGAUGGUGGAUCCCCUUCACACCCUGCACAUGCCCCCGAGGGUGGCGGCCAACAGCGGCUUCGACGUGUUGUGCCACGCCCUGGAGUCCUACACGGCGUUGCCCUACAACAUGCGCAGCCCCGGCCCCCCCAACCCCAUCAACCGCCCCGCCUACCAGGGCAGCAACCCGGUCAGCGACGUCUGGUCCCGACACGCCCUGCACAUCGUAGCCAAGUUCAUGAAACGGGCUGUGAGAGACCCUGAGGAUUUGGAGGCCCGGUCCAGCAUGCACUUGGCCAGCGUCUUUGCCGGGAUUGGAUUUGGGAAUGCCGGUGUUCACUUAUGCCAUGGGAUGUCUUACCCCAUUGCGGGAAACGUGAAGACCUUCAGGGCCGAGGGCUACAAUGUGGACCAUCCCAUAGUGCCACACGGCCUAUCGGUUGUGCUGACCUCCCCUGCAGUUUUCACCUUCACUGCCACCAUGUGUCCGGAGCGCCACCUAGAGGCUGCGCAGAUACUGGGGGCAGACGUGAGCAAUGCUAAGAGAGAGGACGCAGGGCUGGUGCUAGCAGACACCCUGCGCCAGUUCCUCUAUGACCUGGAGGUGGACGACGGCCUGGCCGCGGUUGGGUACACUAAAGAGGACAUUCCUGCACUGGUGAAAGGAACUUUGCCUCAGGAGAGGGUGACUAAACUGUCCCCGAGGUCACACACAGAGGAGGACCUGGCACACCUGUUCGAGGCAUCCAUGAGGCUGUACUGAGGAGUCUGCACCUGCAUCGUGAUUGGCUCUGAUUACGUGCCCACUCACCAUCUACCAUUUUUUUAAACACUUUUCUCUAGUAAUCAUGGUGUCUGGGGAUGUGAGGUCACAGGUCAGACGUGAUUGACCGUGUAGUAUGGGAGGAGCUUGGGGCUGCAGUUAUUAAAGCACGGUCAGCAUGCCAGAACCCCAUGUUUGAUUUGAACUUUGGGUCUGUUCUUUCUACACUGGAGUUAAACUGAUCAAAAUAAGUCUAACCCUUAUAAUGUUUUAUCAUUUUAUCAUAUUUACAGGAAUGGAUUGGAAAUGGAAUGCAUGCUGGUAUUUAACCUAAUGAUUAAAUGACUAAUGAUUAAUUAACGAUUUCAUGCAGUAGGCCUGCAGCAGUGUGGAGAAAAGCGAUGCUGGACCUGGGCUGAUAUUUGGAAGGUUGCAGUUUCAAAUCCCACUGCUGUUGUUUCCCUUGAUCAUUGAAUUGUUUCAUUAAAUAUGAAGCUGUAUAAG
Molecule: messenger RNA, 2114 nt
Organism: Anguilla rostrata (American eel)
Lineage: Eukaryota; Metazoa; Chordata; Actinopteri; Anguilliformes; Anguillidae
Gene: adhfe1
Product: alcohol dehydrogenase iron containing 1
Exons: 14
Coding region: 213-1610 (465 amino acids)
Cellular component (GO): mitochondrion
Molecular function (GO): metal ion binding; alcohol dehydrogenase (NAD+) activity
Source: RefSeq, a predicted model, not a curated record